Molecule: messenger RNA, 2822 nt
Organism: Mesocricetus auratus (golden hamster)
Lineage: Eukaryota; Metazoa; Chordata; Mammalia; Rodentia; Cricetidae
Gene: Cdhr3
Product: cadherin related family member 3
Exons: 20
Coding region: 56-2665 (869 amino acids)
Biological process (GO): homophilic cell-cell adhesion
Cellular component (GO): catenin complex; cell-cell junction; membrane
Molecular function (GO): calcium ion binding; cadherin binding
Source: RefSeq, a predicted model, not a curated record
GUCAGGAGGGAAAGAAGAUCGUGGUAUCUGAAAUAGACGUGGGCUGGAACGCUGGAUGAAGAUUCUGGAUAGCCACACACACAGGGAGCCUUCCAGGAUGUGGGGGGCAGUCAUUGUCCUUGCUCUCCUGGAGCUCACCUCAGGAGGAGACGCACUGUGCCUGAUACACCUUCCCGCCACUAGCAAUGUGGCAGAGAACAGCCCACCUGCAACUUCUGUGCAUGCAUUUUCUGUAAAUUUAUCAGUAUCGUUGUCACCUCUGAUGCCAGGAUUUCCCCUGGUAGUCAACCCAACUCCCUUCACUGAAGCCUUCAGGGUGAACAGACUGUCGGGGACUGACUUUGAGGUUGUCACCACUGGGAAGGAACAACUAGAUUUUGAAACAGGACCAAAAAUAUUUGAUUUGCAGAUUUAUGUUAAGGAUGAUGCCCAUGUUACAGACUUGCAAGUCCUGACUGUUCAGGUGACAGAUGUGAAUGAGCCACCUCAGUUUCAAGGCAACUUGGCACAAGGUUUGAACCUCUAUGUAGUAGAAAGAACAAACCCUGGAUUCAUUUACCAGGUGGAGGCCUUUGACCCAGAAGACACGAGCCAGAACAUACCCCUCAGUUAUUUCCUCACUUCUCCCUCAAGGAACUUCAGAAUGUCUGCCAAUGGCACCCUCUUCUCCACCACAGAGCUGGACUUUGAAGCAGGACACAAGAGCUUCUAUCUCCUUGUGGGAGUGAGGGACAGCAGGAAUCUCGAAGCCUCCACAGUGCUCCAGGUGACCAUUGUGAACAUCAACGAUGAGAUCCCACACUUUACCAGUCCCAGGAGAGAGUACUCCAUUCCCGAGGAAGUGCGUCCAGGAACCAUUGUGGCGAACAUCACCGCAGAGGAUCCUGAUGACGAGGGCCUGCCUGGCCACCUCCUCUACAGCAUCCCCGCCACCAGCAGCUACUUUGUGAUAGACCAGCUGACUGGGACAAUCCAAGUGGCCCACAGACUAGAUAGAGAUACAGGUGAACUGAGACAAAAUCCCAUAAUAUCACUGGAAGUUCUGGUGAGGGACAGACCCUCUGGGGGUCAGGAGAACCGCAUCCAGAUAACCAUCACUGUGGAAGACAUCAAUGACAACCCUGCAACAUGCAGAAAGCUCACCUUCAGCAUUAUGUUGGCUGAAAGAGCAGCCAAUGGAACGCUGCUUUUGGACCUGAACAAGUUCUGCUUUGACGAUGACAGUGAAGCACCAAACAACAAAUUCAACUUUACCACGCCAUCUGGAGUGGGGAGCAGCAGCAGAUUCUCACAGCAUCCACCCGGCUCUGGGAGAAUUGUGUUAAUUGGUGAUCUAAAUUAUGAAAAUCCAAGCAACCUAGCAGCUGGCAAUAAGUACAGUGUGAUAAUCCAGGUGCAAGAUGCUGCCCCGCCACACUACAAAAAAAUCAUCUACAUUUGCAUCCUAACAAGCCCAGAAAAUGAAUUUCCUCUCAUCUUUGAUAGACCAUCCUACAAGUUUGAUGUGUCAGAAACAAGACCAGCUGGAACCCGAGUUGGGUGGGUGCGAGCGAUGGACAGAGACCUCCCCCAGAGGACCGUGGUGUAUUCCAUAGCCAGUGGAGGGGCCAGCCACUGGUACCCAAACAUAUUUUGGAUUAAUCCCAAGACAGGAGAACUCCGACUCGUAACUAAAGUGGACCAUGAAACCACUGCCAUCUACGUUCUCACAGUCGAGGCCACCAAUGGCGAGGACACAGGCUCGGUCACUGUAACUGUGAACAUCAUUGGAGAAAAUGACGAAAAGCCAGUGUGUACCCCACAUUUUUACUUCAUGGCCAUCCCAGUGGAUCUGAGAGUCGGCACAAACAUUCAGAAUUUCAAGUUGACGUGCACUGACCUUGAUUCUAGCCCCAGAUCUCUUCGCUACUCCAUUGGUUCAGGCAACAUCAACAGUCAUUUCACCUUCUCUCCCAAUGCCGGCUCCAAUGUCACACGCCUGCUGCUGGCAUCCCGCUUUGAUUAUGCUGGUGGCCUUGAUAAGGUCUGGGACUACAAGCUGCUUGUCUACAUUACUGAUGACAACUUGCUGUCUGGCAGGACAAAAGCUGAGGCUCUUGUUGAAACAGGGACAGUGACACUAAGUGUUAAAGUCACUCCUCAUCCAACCUCGGCCAUCACCACAGCUCCCAGGCCCAGGGUCACUUACCAGAUCCUCAGGGAAAAUAUAUAUAGCUCAUCAGCGUGGUACGUGCCAUUCACCAUCACCCUGGGCUCCUUGGUGAUUGUGGGUCUUCUGGGGUCCCUGACGGUCCUGCUGGCCAAAGCUGUCUACAUAUAUUGCUUCUCCAUCACCAGAAAGGACAAGAAACCUCUGAGAAAGAAUGGAGACAUGAAGAAUGCGAAGAGAGAGGCUAUAGUGGAGUCUGUCCAGAUGAAUACUGUCUUUGAUGGAGAAGCCACAGACCCAGGUAACCAAAUGGCAAUGCCACCUAUGAGGACACUCUGUGCUCUGGGACAGAAGAGUUGGAACAGUGUCCAGUAUCCUUUAACCACUGUGACCGGGGAAAUAUAUGAAUUCAACUCAAAAACUGGUGCCAGGAAGUGGAAAGACCCAUUAACUCAACUGCCUACCUGGCCUGAGCCCAGCCCCCAGCACAGAGGCACGGCUGCAGAAAGGUCAUAACAGGCUCACAACUGUCUGUGCUCAUCGGCUCAUGCCAAGUUGUCCCUGUGUGUUCUUCAUAAUUGUGGCCAGGAAGCCCCUUCAGCUCAGCCUCACACCAUUUGCCCUAAUACACCCAUCCUUGUGUUCAUUUAUAAAUAUAGCUCAACACAGUAAA